UUAGGUAAAGUAUUUAUUUUAAGGGCAAUCUCUGUAGAGAGGUACAAACAGAGAGGUUCACGACCCUCGUAAGACAUCACUGUCAAAUAGAAGGAUGUAUUACAGAAAGAAAUAGUUAAAUGGUACCGGGAAAGAUAGACAUCUGAGGGUACUUAGCAGCAGAAGAAGUGUUGUUUUCCGUUAGGUUGCUCCAAUCGGGGGAGGGGUGGUAGGGUUGGGAAAUAAAAAAUAAAAUAAAAAGUGGGAGAUUAGAAAUUAUGCAAACAAUUAGUUUGAUAGAUUUUGCGUACUGUCUGCAAUAUUGAAGCUGAUGAUCUAUGCAAGAUGCACCUGUGGAUAUUCCAGAGGGGUGCAGGUUUAGUAGCCCUUUAUUCCAGAAAGUUAUUUUCGUUUAAUUAAAUUACUUUCAUAAUUUUUGGUCACAGGAAAUUUACAUUUCGAGUAUAACGCUCAAUGAAAGGGGGGGGGGGGGGGGGGACUUGUAGCAUUCAAAAAUAGCCCACAGUGUAACCAAAAGUCUUUGCAUUUUGAACAAAGACAAAAAUUGGCAAAUAAAUGUUGCUGAUUGCAGAUGAGCAGCUCUCACAGCGCAGGUGUCGUCCGUUUUAUGACAAACCAGUAUUUCAUAGUCCGUUACAUAAGGAAUGCUUGAUUUGUCAUGAAAAUAAACGAUAAAGGGCAGUGGAGAUUAUUCUUGUCCAAAAUCAAUCUUCCCCGUUGAGUGAUGACAAGAAGCGUAUGCCGCUUGAGCCGUGGGGGUGGGGGGCUGCUGCCAUUGACGAUUCAGCCUUGCCUAAAAUGGGAGCGCGACGAAGCGAUGACAAUCGAACGGUAUCAAAGUGGGAACCCGGGCUCUGGUGCUGAGGAGAACGGAGCAUCAUCACCGACCAAAACACUGCAGCCUUCAGCAUCUCAACCGAACCCGCCCCCAAACAAAGGAAAGAUGGUCAUUUCAAGGUAAAACAUUUAUUCUCACUGAUACAUUUGUUGCUGUUUUGGCAACAGUGAAGAGUAGAUUGUACAAAAUUCAUUGAUUGGGAGCAUCAGUGAGCAAGGAUGAACUGGCAUUUUGGAAGGGUUGUUUGAAUCCCUUUCCUUCGCAGUUUCAAGUCGCCUAUGUAAAAUACUGUAUAUGUUUAUUUGCAAUGCAAGUCGGGUAUCAAAGAAUAAUUCUGUCGUCAAUUUUGUCAGAAUGUAUUUGGCGAUUGGGGUUCAAAUUUGCACAGGUUUCUGUUGAUAGAUAAUGAAAUGUACAGACACUCGUACUCUCUUUACUGGUCUAAUGCAGCUGUUACAGACACAUUGCCAUGGGUAUACCAUGUAUGCAAUGGUUUUGCAGCUACAGUGGGGUCUGAAAUUAUUGAAACACUUGAUAAAGAUGAGCAAUUAGGAAUGUAAAAAAUAAAUGAUUCAAAUACUUAGCUAUAUUGUCUGCUCCAAAAAAUUGGGAAAUUAUAUUAUUUGAUACUGUUGUUUAAUAAGUCGUAGUAAAAAAAAAUGUAAAUGAAUGAAUUCAUAGUGAAAUUAAAUCAGCCUCAACAAUGUAGUCCUCUAGAAUUAGAGAGUACAUGCUGUUUGAAAGCAGACAAACCUCCGUUCGAGCUUGUGCUUUUGUCUUCUCUCAUCCUCUCCUUCAAGAAGAACACAGACUGACAGAAAAGGGGACCUGUGAGACAUCGGGUGGAAACGGUGAAGGCUGUGAGAGCUACAGUCACGCAUGUUGUCUCCCCCACCCUGCCAACUUCAGCAUGUCCACCUCUGAGGCGCCUGGUGUGAGCAGUAACUCCAGCACCGUGCCCUGGGACCCUGGUUCUCCUGGCCCCACAGACUGGCCAUCGGUGGCCAACAGCGUGGUGAAGAUGGUGCUGAUCUCAGCCAUCGUGUGUGUGUCUCUGUUUGGUAACGUGGUGGUGUUGUUAGUGUUCCAGAGGAAGCCUCAGCUCCUCCAUGUGGCCAACCGCUUCGUGCUCAACCUCCUCCUGGCAGACCUGCUCCAGACUGUGCUGGUCAUGCCCUUCGCCAUCGCUGCCACCGUGCCUGGUGUGUGGCCCCUGGAUGCCCGCUUCUGCCAGGCCCUGAUAGUGCUCAUGCACCUGUUUGCCUUCGCCGGGGUGAACACCAUCAUCGUGGUGUCGGUGGACCGUUAUCUGGCCAUCAUCCACCCGCUGUCCUACCCCACCCGCAUGACCCCUCAUCUGGGCACCAACCUCAUUGCCUGCACCUGGGUGUUGAGUCUGCUCCAGAGCACGCCACCCCUCUACGGCUGGGGGGCCAUAGACUUUGACCGCAAGCAUAACAUGUGUUCUGUGGUGUGGUCCUCCAGCCUGUCCUACUCAGUACUGGUUGCCACCUGCUCCUUCUGGCUGCCGGUGAUCAUUAUGCUGGGCUGUUACUGGAUGGUGUUCAGGGCAGCUAGGAGGCAGAACGCCCUUGUGCACCCUAUCCAGACCCAGUCUAAGUCCCAGCCCAACCUGCCUCCAAAACCCCAGGCCCCCUGCCCCGGCAGCCCCCAGCGCCCACCCCAACAGGCACCCCCACCCCUGGACUCCUUCUCAGCUGGAGGGUACCCCAUCCGGGGCAGGCACAGACGUUUCCACUACCACUGCAAGGCAGCCCGGGUGGUGUUCGUCAUCAUGGCCUCGUACAUCCUGAGCAUGGGACCUUACAGUGUUCUCAACACGGUCUCCAUUCGCUCCAGUGCUGCUGUGCCUCCAUGGCUGGCCUCCCUAGCCCUGGUGCUCUUCUUCUUGCAGUGCUGCCUCCACCCCUACAUCUACGGCUACAUGCACCGCAGCGUGAGGAAGGAGUUCCUGGCCCUGCUGUGUGGUCCGCUCUGCAGGCAGGGUCGUCCCUGCCACAACUCCGCCCAGGACAGCUGCUUCACCGUGACCGACGGGCGCUCCACGCACCCCAACCUGCCCACACGUGUCUGCCCCCUCCGCACCUGGGAGGAGGGCACCACCACAGAGGCAACCUCCUCCUCCCCCACCAUGGAUAGGAGGUCCAGGGACACCCGCAAAGAGACCACCAGCCUGAGCUCUGAGAGAGAGCUGACUGUCCACACCACUACCAAGUAGAACAGUCUACAGAGAAACAGCCUGGGAGAUGGGGUUGACUUGUCUUUCAUGUGGCUGUUUUCACCUCCAAUGAAGACAUCAUGGUUAUUCAGCAUGGUUCAACUUGAGCAGAUCUGCCUUCUAGUCUACAGGGUUAUACAUUCUGACAUUGUCUGUUUAUUGUGAUUCGGGGUUGUUGCAUUUUUGAUGACCUAGUAAUGCUUAUUUCUAGAGGGAAUCUCUGUCAAAGUGCCACAAAAUAGAUCACCUAUCAUAUCAACUUGAAAUAACAUGCCACAAAUGUAUUUGAUUUGAGUGUUGCAAAUGCUGCUACAGCUUUUGCUUAUCUUAUGUGGAGAGCAUGAUUAGUGUAUUAACCAUUACCACUCACCCUGCCCAUGGUGUAUAACACCUGAUGUCAAGGAAGAGAUGGUUGAGUGGGCUCAACAUGACCACUGAUUCAUUAGUCUAGAUCACUACUUCAGCUCCAGAAUCAUGCUGCCUUUCCCAAACAGCAUCUCAUCUAGCCAAUAUCCCCCAUUUAUCUGUGCCCUGUGAUUCAGCCAGUCUAUGCAGCCUGCCAGUGCAGCCAAUUAAUUCAGGGUGUUAUGGGGACGGUGGAGUGUCCAUGCCUGUCCGUAAAGCCUAUUGAGCAGGCUGAACAGUCUGGCUCCCUCUCAAAGCAGUGCAGUGUGCAGUGUCUCAUUGACUGUUCCCCUCCACUACCAAGUGGAUGUGGCUCUAUCAAGCCUUCUGAAGGCUACACUGUUCAUGUUUGCCUUAGCCAGUUUGGCCCUCUCAUCUCGGAGUUUCCAAGGAGGCUGAGAGCUCUCACAAACUUCCGUUACCUGAACGUGGAAAUGCUUCUUGGUAGGGCUCCACUGACCACAUCCACUCACUUAGCCGCUUCUGUAAAGCGUAGAUAUAUACCAUAUAAGUAUUGGUGUUACUUUAUCAGAGCAUAGGGCAUGGAGGUCAGACUAUUAGUCGGUUUGAAACAGGUUACAGAGUACUGUAAACACAGUACUAUAGCUAGAUUCAUGUUGAGACCUCUGAAAAUACUGAUGGUCUCAAACGUUCAAUAUAGUAAAUGUACAUACAGUGCAUUGGGAAAGUAUUGAGACCCCUUGAGUUUCCACAUUUUGUUUCCUUACAGCCUUAUUCUGAAAUGGAUUAAAUU
This is a messenger RNA of Oncorhynchus kisutch (coho salmon), 4236 nucleotides long. Its product is annotated as probable G-protein coupled receptor 101. The coding region runs from base 1749 to 3077 and encodes 442 amino acids. Gene Ontology annotation, cellular component: membrane. Gene Ontology annotation, biological process: G protein-coupled receptor signaling pathway. Gene Ontology annotation, molecular function: G protein-coupled receptor activity. The record is from RefSeq and is a predicted model, not a curated record. NCBI's taxonomy places the organism in Eukaryota, Metazoa, Chordata, Actinopteri, Salmoniformes, Salmonidae. The transcript has a single exon.